This is a messenger RNA of Rhincodon typus (whale shark), 1518 nucleotides long. Its product is annotated as iron-sulfur cluster assembly 1 homolog, mitochondrial-like. NCBI's taxonomy places the organism in Eukaryota, Metazoa, Chordata, Chondrichthyes, Orectolobiformes, Rhincodontidae. The record is from RefSeq and is a predicted model, not a curated record. The transcript is spliced from 4 exons. Gene Ontology annotation, molecular function: 2 iron, 2 sulfur cluster binding. Gene Ontology annotation, biological process: iron-sulfur cluster assembly. Bases 27 to 416 code for a protein of 129 amino acids. Gene Ontology annotation, cellular component: cytoplasm; mitochondrion.
UUGUUGAAGGUGACUCAGGGGACAAGAUGGCGGCGGCAGUGAGGGCGAGUGUCCGAGCGGCGAGAGAUCGGAGGCUGAGGGUACCGGCUAGAGCGGCCCUCCUGCUGACUUCAUCUGCUGUCAACAGAAUUAAGACUCUUCUGCUACAGAGACCAGAAUGUGUUGGUUUGAAAGUUGGAGUUCGCACUCGUGGCUGCAGUGGUCUCUCAUAUGUAAUAGAGUAUGCAACAGAGAAAGGGAAAUUUGAUGAAGAAGUUACUCAGGAUGGUGUGCGUGUGUUCAUUGACCAGAAAGCACAGUUAACCCUGCUAGGAACAGAAAUGGAUUAUAUUGAAACAAAACUCUCCAGUGAAUUUAUUUUCAAUAACCCAAAUAUUAAGGGAACAUGUGGAUGUGGUGAAAGCUUUACUAUGUAAUUAAUCAUAAAAUAAGUAUUUAUCAUGUAUAUAAAAUUAAGGUGGUGUGACUCAACUGUUGAGCUUUGUACUUUUCUCAAACUCCUUUAAAUAUAAUGUAUAUGAAUUCUUACAGUAAAACAGUACAUGUCUGAGUUUACCAAAGGGAACUUUAAACCUAUAAUAGUGAUAUCCAUAACUCAGUUGCAAAUUUUCAUCUAUGUUUGCAUCAAAAAUUAGCCCUUUAGAAAACAAGAAUAUAAUCAUCCUCCUUUACUAUUUUGUGUACAUGAAGCGUUUGAUUGGAAUCUUGUAUUUUUGUGGGUGUUCAAUUUGAACACUUGGAGGAGAAAAGUUACAAGUUCAAUUUUUUUUUUGCUAUCCCAUCUUUUUGUAUAAAGAAUGAUCAUUGCUGAUGCCUUGCUUGAUCAUGUGCAGUCUUUGGUGGUGGUGUGUAUAAAACUGAAUAGUGCUUAAUAUUUUUACAGAUGGUGGAAGGGGAUUAAUUGGUCAAGGGUAACUCUAAAAUACACAUUCUAGUAAGUAAUAGUUUGCCUGAAUUCACAGGCAAUUGUGUACUUUGGGCUUUUUAUUUCUGUUCAUUUACAGAAGUGCCUAAGUCAGCAAAUAAAUUGAGAUUUAAAAGCACUUUGGCAAAUUAGUAAUUUGUAGAUAUUUUUAAUUAAUGUAUUAUUAUUAAUGUAUUGCUUAACAUGUUCCCAUAAUUAAACAAUUAUGCAUUUGUUAACAGACAGGGGUUUGUGUUAAUGCAACAAUUGGAACACUGAAAAAUACAGAUGUCCCCAACUUACAAACGCUUCUACAUAUGAACGUGAUCUCAUACCGUCUAAUUUUAAAGAUCUAGUAUAUGCAAAUAUUAAUAUUACCUGUUCUUACAAAUGGCUAUUUUAUAUUGUCCUGCAUUGCGCUCCAACUUGCAAAUGAAAUCAAGAAUGGAACUCCUUCCCAACAUGGGGACUUUCUGUAAUCUCAUGAUCUUGGAUGUGCAACAAAUUUACUAACUUGCUGUAUAUGUUAGCAUUUUCAGCCAAAUUCUACAAAUAUAUUUUUAUGGUAUAUCAAUAAUUUGUAUAAAAAGAAAAUAAAGAUAAAUUCAGCAAAA